AUGUACCAUCACGCCGCCGCUGGCGUUGCGACCCUGCCAUCGGGCAGGCACUCCUUCCCGCUCGACGGCGGCGGAGGAUGCGCCGUAGGAGGCGAAGACGAAAUUGAUUGCCGGCACCAUGGCGGGGGGAGGGGGGAGGGGCGCCCCGGUCUAGGCCCCCACCACCGGCUCGACGGUCAGGACGGACCGAACGGCGACGCCGACCUGUACCACCGCCUCGUGGUACACCCCCGCCCGCUGGCCCAGCGCCUCGACGUCUCGAUCGAGCUCGCCCAGCCGUGCCGCGAGACCGUGACGGAGAACGGCGUCACCAAGGAGGUCCACGUCAUCGUCAAGCAGGUGCCCUUCUCCAUCCACGUGCGCCUCCCGGCCCCGCCCCUCAAGGCCCCCAAGCGCGAGUGCCGCCUCAGCGAGCGCCGCUGCGGCAAGGUCCGCUCCGACGGCGACGACGACUACCACGACCACCACCACCACCACCACGACGCGUCGUCGUCGUUGUCGCCCACCGCCCCCGGCACCAUGGUGACGGACUUGCGCGGGCUCGAGAUGGAGGUGCGGCUGCGCUACGACGGCGAGGGCGGCCGCGCGGUGCCCUUCGUGCAGCGUCCGCCGCUGGACGUCAUCGCCACGCGGGUGGCCGACGACGGCCGCUCGGCGGUGCUGACCGCGCGGGUGCGGGCCUUGAGCUCGCAGCACCAGAACCGCCUCUUCGUCGCCCACGUGCGCGCCUUCACCCCACCCCCGAGCCCCGAGGCCAGCGCCGACCAAUCGCCGGCCACCACGUCAUCGCUGCCCCCGUCGGGCGCGCCCUCGCCGGCCACCGGCCUCGAGCCGGCCUCGAUGGCGUCGGUGGUGCUGGAGGCCCUCACGGAGCCGAUCCAGGUAAUCUCCAAGCCGCGCUCGUCGCGCAAGCGCGUGGUGCGUCGGAAGCGCACCCUGGGCGACAUGCUCCUCGAGUGCACGCAGCGCAUCGAGCGCGCCCAGCUGGCCCACGCCCACGCCAUCGGCGCCCUCUCCAAGCGCUGCCGCCUCGUGCCCCGCGACAACGACGGCACCGACACAGCCCCCGCCGCCCCCGCCCAACAGCUGCUCCACCACUACGAGCCGCACGCGCCGCCGCCCCAGCACCACCAACAGUCCCAACAGCAGCAGCAGCAGCAGGUGGGUGAUGGGAACGCGUUCCUGGUGUCGCCUCUCGAGGACCCGCAGCUGAUGAUGCUCAUGGACCUGCCGGCCGCCUUUCCCCACUCCUUCCUGCCGGCCUCCUUCGUCCCGGGUCCCGAACAACACCAACACCAGCAGCAGCUGCAGCUGCAGCACCAGCAGUUCAACCCCCCCUACCACCAGCAGCAGCACCACCACCAGCAGCAGCAGGCCGACGUGAAGGAGAUGCCGGCCUUCUUCCCGGCACCGACCCUGCAGACCCAGCGGCCCCAGCCUGCCGCCGAUGAUCCGCUAUCGCCGCCGCUGCCGGGCUCAUCGGCGUCCCCGUGCUCGCCCGCCUGCGCGUCGUCCUCGUCGUCGGCCCACCACCACCAUUCCCAUCAGCAGCAGCCCCACCACCAGCAGCAGCAGCUCCAACAUUUGCGCGACCCGCGUCUGCGCACCCCGCACGCGGCUGCCGGCCCGGUCGCCAGCGCCUCGAGCCAGGGAGCUUCGCCGGUGGCCCCGGCGUCGGAAGAGGACCCGGUGGAGGCGGCGGCGGGUGCCUUCCUCCGCUCCUACGCGGCCCUGCCGUCCUUCGACCGUUCGAUGGCGAUCAGGCGCGUGCUGCGCAAGUACGGCACCGAUCGGCUGCAGGCCCUGGGCUCCCUCCUCGCCCUCCUGGCCUCCCGCACCCCGCCGCCCCCCAAACGUGCCCAGAACCCCAACGAGGCCGCUGCCUCCUUCCAGAGCUGUGUGUGCACGUCGUGCUCCUACGAGGCCGAGCUGCACAACAUUGACGGCUUCUACAAGGACUUCAUCAACCUCGAGUUCUCCUUCCAGUGA
Molecule: messenger RNA, 1989 nt
Organism: Acanthamoeba castellanii str. Neff
Lineage: Eukaryota; Discosea; Longamoebia; Acanthamoebidae
Exons: 2
Coding region: 1-1989 (662 amino acids)
Source: RefSeq, a predicted model, not a curated record